Molecule: messenger RNA, 816 nt
Organism: Penicillium pulvis
Lineage: Eukaryota; Fungi; Ascomycota; Eurotiomycetes; Eurotiales; Aspergillaceae
Gene: idi1
Product: isopentenyl-diphosphate delta-isomerase IDI1
Exons: 3
Coding region: 1-816 (271 amino acids)
Biological process (GO): isopentenyl diphosphate biosynthetic process; isoprenoid biosynthetic process
Cellular component (GO): cytoplasm
Molecular function (GO): isopentenyl-diphosphate delta-isomerase activity
Source: RefSeq, a predicted model, not a curated record
AUGAGUGCGACUACAACAAUUACUGCGCCACCGGAGAUCACAGCCGACAAUGUGGCUACCCUGUUUCCCGAGGUUGACACCUCGCUGGCUCGGGAUAUUCUACCCACUGCAAACAAUAACUCCGCGCGCGAAGGCACUGAACUUGAGGGAUAUGACGAGGAGCAGAUUCGCUUGAUGGACGAGGUGUGCAUUGUCUUGGACAACAAUGACCGACCCAUCGGCAGUGCCAGCAAGAAGAUCUGCCAUUUGAUGACCAACAUCGACAAGGGUCUGCUCCACCGCGCUUUUUCCGUUUUCCUGUUCGAUUCCAACAAUCGCCUUCUGCUCCAACAGCGCGCCACCGAGAAAAUCACCUUCCCGGACAUGUGGACCAACACCUGCUGCUCCCAUCCUCUUGGAAUUCCUGGAGAGACUGGUGCUGAGCUUGAUGCUGCCGUGUUGGGUGUGAAGCGCGCUGCUCAGCGGAAGCUCGGCCACGAGUUGGGUAUUAAGGCCGAGCAAGUGCCAUUGGAGAAGUUUGAGUUUUUCACCCGGAUUCACUACAAGGCCCCCAGUGAUGGCAAGUGGGGAGAGCAUGAAGUCGACUAUAUUCUCUUUAUUCAAGCGGACGUUGACCUGGAGCCAAGUCCGAAUGAGGUGCGGGACACUCGCUACGUCUCCGCCGACGAGUUAAAGGAGAUGUUCAAGCAGACCGACCUGAAGUUCACUCCGUGGUUCAAGUUGAUUUGCAACUCCAUGUUGUUUGAGUGGUGGAGCCACCUCGGCACCUCAGCCCUUGACAAGUACAAGGGUGAGAAGGAGAUCCGCCGGAUGUGA